GGGGUCUGGGGGGUCCAGCUGGAGCUCUGGGCAGUCAGACAGGCCCUGGCUGUGGGUCUGGGCUCCCAGUUUGGGCAGUCAACCCUCAGAACAACUCUUGGCUUCUCUGCACACCGAGUCUGGGCCCCCCUGGCAGCCACUGUUCCAGUAGUGCCCCUAAAUGAGGGAGGGCUUUCUCUUGGCUGGGUGCUGCUGCCUUUCCAUCUGCCUUUCCCUGGAUGUUGUGAGACAUCGUGCCCAGCUGGUCAGAGGUGAGAGGAUCAGUCAGGAGAGUUUCCUGAGUGCUCAGGUAACUCCUCUUCAGGCAGAUGUGUCCCUCUUAAGCAGUUUGUCCAGAUGUUUGCAGCAACUGGGUGGUACCUUUGGACUUACUGUUGCUUUUACUGUGUUUUUACAUUUUCACACAGAUUAACAUCACUAGCCAGGAGCUUUGGGAAGAAAUGCUGUGUCUCAAAGGACUCAUUGUUGUUGAUGCAUUUCAAGCCUGGUGUGGCCCGUGUAAAACAGUGGUGGAUCUCUUCCAAAAAAUCAGGAAUGAAGUUGGCAGUAAUCUCCUGCAUUUUGCUGUGGCUGAAGUUGAUUCCAUUGAUGCUCUGGAAGGAUACAGAGGACAAUGCCAGCCUGUCUUUCUGUUUUAUUCCGAGGGAGAACUAGUGGCUGUUGUAAGAGGAGUGAAUGCACCACUGCUGCAGAAAACCAUCCUGGAACAGCUGGCAGGGGAAAGAAAACAUGGAGCAGAGCAAGUGCUGAUGCGAGACAGAGCCAAGGAGGAGGGAAGCAGAGCUGCUCUGCAGGGAGAACGGCGGGAAGGCCGAACAGGUAAGGCAGGGACAGUGCAGGAUGCUCUCUGUGCCUUUGGUAAGUGCCUCUGCUAAAGCUGGAACCUUCAGCCAGGGUUCAGCUCUGCUGGGACACCAGAGGGAGGAUCCCUGUCCCUGGGCACGGCCCAGCUCUGCCCAUCCCUGGGACAUCAGCACAGGGGAGUGUCCCCUUGGAACCCGGGUGAGACACCAGGGCAGCCUGGGUGUCUGAUAUCCCGAAACUCAGUACUUAUCCUUACAGUGUGUGUUUUAUUUGACCCCCCUCAUCUUCUGGCCUGGCGAGGGCUCUUUGGCUUCGUUCUGUCUCCAACACAAACACUGAAAUAGCUGCCACUGUUGCUAAACCCCCCGCCCCCCCGGUGGUUUUUGAAAGAAAACACAAACACUUGGGCACCAAAUCUGGUUACACCAGUUCCUGCCUUGUUUAAAUUAGCCACCUCUUCCCAAAGGCUUUGUCUCUGGUCCCAAAAGGGACAUUUUUUCAAGGCUUUGCUGGGACAUGUUUGCAGCCUGGGGCAGUGCACAGCAAACCCCGGGAAUCGCGGCAGAACCCGCCCGGCUCUGGCUGAGGCCGGUGGGUGCCGGUGGGUGCCGGGCUGGGCCUCUUUUCUUUGCUCAUCACUGACUUUGUCCCUUUCCUUCUCUCGGAGACUGACGGACCCCCCGGGCCCGGGGGAUCACGGCCGGCAGCGUGGAAGAGAUGCGGGGUUUGCCGAUAAAUAAAAGGAUUAGUGGGCAGC
This is a messenger RNA of Neopelma chrysocephalum (saffron-crested tyrant-manakin), 1561 nucleotides long. It is a transcript of the gene NME9, whose product is annotated as NME/NM23 family member 9. Lineage: Eukaryota; Metazoa; Chordata; Aves; Passeriformes; Pipridae. The coding region runs from base 441 to 875 and encodes 144 amino acids. The transcript is spliced from 5 exons. The record is from RefSeq and is a predicted model, not a curated record.